GGUUGUUUGGACCAUAAAGGGGAAAAAAAAAAGCAGUUUUUCUGUUUUACGAAAAUAAGCCUUCUUGUCUACUUGAUUUAUAAGCACGUAGUACCGAAGGAUAAAUAUAUAAAAAGCGUACUAAUUUUCUAAACUAUUUAGCACGGUAGCAUGCAUAGUGCUAGUGUACCAUUGCUGAUACGCCCUCUAGUGGUGAGAGGAAAACAUUUACGCAGGGUAUUACAACAAACAUGGCGGCUUGGAUUUAAUAAUUAUCGGUGUGACAAUGGAGGUGAAGGAAAUUACACGUAUAGCGAUACAAAUAGAAAAACUACACAGGGAAAGAAAUUAUGAAGACAUUUCAUGCCUACUGAAAGAGAUUUAUAACACCGAUGUGACAUUACAGCAUCUGCAGAGCACUGACAUUGGCAAGAACAUUUAUCAGCUUUUAAAAUCAUGUCCUGUAGAAAGUGUUAGGAAAAGAGGAAAGAGUGUGCUCUCAAAGUGGAAGCGAUUGUAUGGUUCGCAGCAAAAACGGGAAAAUAUCAACGACACAAAUCAGAGAAAAGAAUGUGAAGCAGCUAGGGAAGAUGAACUAGAAGCAGCGAAACAGGACUUAGAUCGAAAAGGGAAGGACAAAGAAACUAGUAUAUGCUUUAAAGUGAAAGAGAGUAAUGUGGACCAUGAGUCAAGUGGUUCAUCAUCAGCGAGAGACGCUCUGUCAAAAGCAAAAACGAUAACAUCUUACAACAGACUUACUCCAGAAGAAGAUUCAAGGACCACCUUAUCGCUUCCACUCAUUAGCAGCUCCACAAAAUCUCCAGACUUGAGAAACAAAUGUGCAGAACUCCUUAUCCAGGCUCUAAACUCUGAUCAACAACAUUCUGAUCUUACGAACCAGCUAGCUCAUACUAUUGAAAAACACGUCGAUGCUCUCCAUGGCUGCAAUCCAUCCAAAUACAAAUCCUGCAUCAGGAGCAAGGUGGCCAACUUGAAGAACCCAAAGAAUCCUCACCUCCGCCAGGGUCUUCUGACUGGUACAUUGGCUCCGGAGGUGUUCGCCCAGAUGUCUGCCCAGGAGAUGGCUGGUGAAGAGUUACGGCAGCUCAGGCAGAGCUACACGGCAGCGGGCAUCAGCGAACACCAGUUGCCACAGGGACCAGAGGGAACGACUACGUCAAAAGUGCGAUGCCAGCGGUGUGAGGGGACUGACUGCAGGGUGACACAGAUCUCCCGUGGCUCGCUAUUCCUGCCUUCUUGGGUGAAGAGAGGCAGUGCUGAUGAGGAAGCAAUGACCUUCAUGACUUGUGCCAGCUGUGGGGCGCAGUGGUACCAUAACCGUUGGGUGUGCCUUUGAUUUGACUCUGAAGACAUUUAGGGUCUUUAAGCCUAUGGGAGGUUGGCAUGGUGGAGCAGUGGAAAGCUUAGCCUUGUUUGAUUACCUAUGUAGAGUUUUGCAUGUUUCCCUUUUUUCUCCAGUUUUCUUCCAGCGCAGUAAUUUGUAUUACAAAUCACCACUAUGAGUGUACGGUUCCCGGUUCCCUGUAAGGACCGUUGCUCAACGCAGGGUUUAUUCCUGCCUCAAACCCAAUGUUUCAAGGACUGGGUCCAGAUCUAUGACCAACUGGACUUGUUUAUGAGCCUGACUAUGUCAAAUAAAUGUACCCUAUUAAUGCCAGAAUAAAUUUCUAACUAAAUCAAUGUAUUCAUUUCAGAGGGAAAUUUAAUAACUAAAUAAUAGUCCACUGUUAUUUUAGUUAGUAAAUUUUCCUCUGAAAUUAUUAGAUUAAUUUAUCUAUCUAUUUAGGCAGCUGGUGUAUAACAUUUAGGUUCUGGGGUUAUUUUGUAAUGUGAAAUUUAUAUAAAGACAAAGAGACGUGCUGGUGGAAUGAGGAAGUGCAGGAUUGGGAUCGACAGAGUGAUGAGAAAAGUAGGCAGGAGUACAAGGAGAUGCGGCAGCAGGUAAAGAGGGAUGUGGCGAAAGCCAAGAAAAAUGCAUAUGAGGAACUGUAUUAGAAGUUGGACACCAAGGAAGGAGAAAAGGAUUUAUACCAAUUGGCCAGGCAGAGGGACCGUGCUGGGAAGGAUGUGCUGCAAGUUAGAGCAACAAAGGAUUGAGAUGGAAAUGUGUUGAUUAGUGAGGAGAAUGU
Silurus meridionalis is the source of this 2129-nucleotide messenger RNA. RefSeq names its product transcription elongation factor A N-terminal and central domain-containing protein. Gene Ontology annotation, cellular component: nucleus. Bases 266 to 1336 code for a protein of 356 amino acids. NCBI's taxonomy places the organism in Eukaryota, Metazoa, Chordata, Actinopteri, Siluriformes, Siluridae. Gene Ontology annotation, biological process: DNA-templated transcription. The record is from RefSeq and is a predicted model, not a curated record. The transcript is spliced from 2 exons.